CCCCGCGACAUUAAGUGAGAAGUUUGUAGGUUGACUUGCCGCGUCAGGACUCUCGUGUUUUCAAGCAGCUAAAAUGCCGAAAAGAACGUGUCCUUUUCCGGAAACCUUCUCCUCACAAUACAAAAUACACAUCGGGCAACAGGAAUUGAACAAUUUCAGCGUGUUUGGGAACAAAUACAGACAGGAAAUCUACGAUAAGACGAAGAACCUGCUUUUUAACGGGGCCAAAUCUGUGAUGGAUAAACUCUGGACCGCGGAGGAGAAAUGUGCGGAGCCGCAGACAAGUGGACCCUCGGCAGGAACACCUGCGAGCAGACAGAACCUGCUGAGAGGACAGACACUGAUUGGACAUGAUGGGAGACUGACGAAAACAAACGCUGCUCCAGGUGCACCAGCGGCUCCUGCAGGCUGCUGUGUGUGUCAGAAGAGCCCGGCUUCCAGGACAACGUGCUCCCAGUGCGACCGGCCCGCGUGUUCCUCCUGCACCCGACAGUGUUCCAGCUGCUCCAGCCUCUGCUGCUCUGUCUGCACCAUCAUAGAUUACAGUGGACAAUAUGACGAAGUGCUGUGCUGCAGUUGCUCGACAUAAAAGAAAAGGCACCAAAGGAGGGGGGCGGGGCCAGUUUACGCUUGAACAUAAUUGUAUAUGAAUUAUUACACAUUUUAUACUUUUUUUUUCUUCAUGUUUUCUUGUGUAUAUAUGUAUUGUCUUUCAAAAGUAGCUGAAAUAAACUUGAAUUAAUUUUUUU
Messenger RNA from Solea solea (common sole), 749 nucleotides. RefSeq names its product SIVA1, apoptosis-inducing factor (gene siva1). The coding region runs from base 74 to 589 and encodes 171 amino acids. NCBI's taxonomy places the organism in Eukaryota, Metazoa, Chordata, Actinopteri, Pleuronectiformes, Soleidae. Gene Ontology annotation, molecular function: CD27 receptor binding. The transcript is spliced from 4 exons. Gene Ontology annotation, biological process: extrinsic apoptotic signaling pathway. The record is from RefSeq and is a predicted model, not a curated record.